Grammomys surdaster is the source of this 1008-nucleotide messenger RNA. Its product is annotated as nucleoside diphosphate kinase B. Gene Ontology annotation, biological process: UTP biosynthetic process; GTP biosynthetic process; regulation of apoptotic process. The transcript is spliced from 5 exons. Lineage: Eukaryota; Metazoa; Chordata; Mammalia; Rodentia; Muridae. Bases 440 to 898 code for a protein of 152 amino acids. Gene Ontology annotation, molecular function: nucleoside diphosphate kinase activity. The record is from RefSeq and is a predicted model, not a curated record.
GAGGGCUGAAUUUUAGAGAUAGGAAAGACUCGGGGUACCCCAGAGCAGGGAGAGUCCAGCUGGGCGAGGAUAUCCCAGGGAAGGGUGAAUGCAGAUGUCUCCUGGAAUAAAGAAUUCAGGACCGGAUCUCGGAUGUUGAAGCCUGUAGCAGCAAAUAGCAAGCGGACUUGGGUGGGGAACAAAUCACUUCCUCCUGCCUCGCGCCCUCCCUAGCCCUGCAAGGAGAGGGCGUGCACCGCGAGCCUUUGGGCGGGGACAGAGAUGACUGGCAAGAUCAGGCAGGCUGAGCGUCCCGGGUUGGGCAGCGGGGUCCUCCGGGGUGUGGCGUCUCUCAUCCCGCCCAGCGCCCCUCCUCUUCCCGCGCCGGCCGGUGGUCGUUCUAGUCUCUUUGCUUCUGUCGCUCAUCGCAGACACCAGCCGACCCACCGGCUUUCGGACCAUGGCCAACCUCGAGCGUACCUUCAUUGCCAUCAAGCCAGAUGGCGUGCAGCGCGGCCUGGUGGGCGAGAUCAUCAAGCGAUUCGAGCAGAAGGGGUUCCGCCUGGUGGCCAUGAAGUUCCUUCGGGCUUCUGAAGAGCAUCUGAAGCAGCAUUACAUUGACCUGAAAGACCGUCCUUUCUUCCCCGGGCUGGUGAAGUACAUGAACUCAGGGCCCGUAGUGGCCAUGGUCUGGGAGGGGCUCAAUGUUGUGAAAACAGGCCGAGUGAUGCUGGGAGAGACCAAUCCAGCGGAUUCUAAACCAGGCACCAUUCGGGGGGAUUUCUGCAUUCAAGUUGGCAGGAACAUCAUUCAUGGUAGCGAUUCAGUGGAGAGUGCUGAGAAAGAGAUCCGUCUAUGGUUUAAGCCGGAAGAACUGAUUGACUACAAGUCUUGUGCCCAUGACUGGGUGUAUGAGUAGACGUGGAGGAACCAGUCCUUUUCAGCACUACUGAUGGGUUCCUGGACACAGCUCUUUCUCCCACUGACUGGAUGGAUCUUUUCUAAAACAAUAAAGACUCUGGAAUUGGG